AUCAGUCGAAAGAGCGUCAAUAGGAAUUGAGUGACCAUUGUCGUUUCGAGCAUUAAAGAAGAAGAAUAUGCUGAGGACUCGGCUGCUAUGGUUUACAAUUGGUUUCUCUGUGUCAUCAGCAGCAAUUGGUCAUUUCAUUUGGAGAGAUCUUUUGGUUGAUAGAUAUGCCCUUUCCUCUCAUACAAAGCAGAGUUUUGAUGCACUUGAAGCCAGAGUCUUGAAUCUUGAGACUAUCAACUCAAAUCCCGCCCAGGUUGAAGGUUAGAACUUACAUGAAGCUGAAAUGAAUUAGUGAAUAUCAUGUUGAAGUCCUGCCUUGCUCUAAGCAUUUGGCAUUUUAGUAAAAAUAUUGGAGCAAUGUUUCUUAGUCUUCUCAUAUGAGAGUCCCAGUUUUGAAAUAAGAACUCUGCAAUUUUAUGUGGUUGAAAAAGUCCGUGUAUUUUAUGUUUAUUCAUAAUUCACUGUUCUAUGAAGAGGAAAUUUGAUUCAAGGGAA
Ricinus communis (castor bean) is the source of this 495-nucleotide messenger RNA. RefSeq lists its product as uncharacterized. The record is from RefSeq and is a predicted model, not a curated record. The coding region runs from base 68 to 265 and encodes 65 amino acids. The transcript is spliced from 3 exons. Lineage: Eukaryota; Viridiplantae; Streptophyta; Magnoliopsida; Malpighiales; Euphorbiaceae.